This is a messenger RNA of Mesoplodon densirostris (Blainville's beaked whale), 1071 nucleotides long. Its product is annotated as olfactory receptor 5H2-like. Gene Ontology annotation, molecular function: olfactory receptor activity; odorant binding; G protein-coupled receptor activity. Gene Ontology annotation, biological process: sensory perception of smell; G protein-coupled receptor signaling pathway. NCBI's taxonomy places the organism in Eukaryota, Metazoa, Chordata, Mammalia, Artiodactyla, Ziphiidae. The record is from RefSeq and is a predicted model, not a curated record. Gene Ontology annotation, cellular component: membrane.
AGUGAGGAGAUGGAAAAAGAAAAUGCAAUGUUACUGACAGAGUUUAUUUUCAUAGGACUUAUAUAUCAACAAAAAUGGCAAAUCCCCUUGUUACUGGUGUUCUUGGUGAUAUAUCUCAUCACUGUCAUGGGGAACCUUGGUCUGAUUGCUCUUUUAUGUAAUGACCUUCAUCUUCACAUCCCCAUGUACUUAUUCCUUGGGAAUUUGGCUUUUGUGGAUGCCUGGAUAUCAUCCACAGUGACCCCUCUUGGCCCCAGCCAGGUGUUGGUGAAUUUCUUUGCCAAGAGAAAAAUGAUAUCUCUCACUGAAUGGAAGAUACAAGUUUUUCCCUUUGUAAUCAGUGUAACCACAGAAUGGUUUUUGUUGGUAACAAUGGCAUAUGAUCGCUAUGUGACCAUAUGCAAACCGUUACCUUAUCCAGUAAUUAUGACCAAUAGACUAAGCAUCCAGCUGUUGGUUUUGUCAUUUUUAGGUGGCCUUGUUCAUGCCAUACUUCAUAAUGUUUUUAACUUCAGAUUAACCUUCUAUAAUUCUAUCAUAAUACAGGACAUAUACUGUGACAUUAUACCAUUGUUUAAAAUUUCCUGUACUGACCCUUCCAUUAAUUUUCUGAUUGUAUUUAUUUUCUCUGGGUCAAUAUAGUUGUGCAUAAUUUGGACUGUUCUUGUCCCUUAUAAAGUUGCUCUCUUUACAAUAUUAAAAAAGAAGUAUGUACAAGGCAUAAGGGAAGCCUUCUACGCAUGUGGAGCCCAUCUCUUAACUAUCUCUUUAUACUAUGACCCUCUUUUCUCCAUGUAUGUGCUCCCUGGAUCUGCAGAAGCAGAUGCUCAAGAUACAGUGGACUCUCUAUUUUGAACUGUCAUAAUUCCUUUGUUAAAUCCAGUCAUCUAUAGUCUUGGAAAUAAGAAAAUCAUAGAUUCUCUGGCAAAAAUGCUAAAGAAAAUGCUUAGAUCUCAUACUAAUAUCUGUUCUCCAUUCAUUAAAAGUCACAUAAGUGUGCAGAUUCGAUAUGUGUUGAUUAGUGUUCAAAGUUUUUGCACUUGCAAUUGCCCUAGAGGUUUUAUGACUUAA